Molecule: messenger RNA, 1276 nt
Organism: Tarenaya hassleriana
Lineage: Eukaryota; Viridiplantae; Streptophyta; Magnoliopsida; Brassicales; Cleomaceae
Product: purine permease 3
Exons: 3
Coding region: 229-1251 (340 amino acids)
Cellular component (GO): membrane
Molecular function (GO): purine nucleoside transmembrane transporter activity
Source: RefSeq, a predicted model, not a curated record
AAAAAAAAAAAAAAAAAAAAAAAGCUGUGUUGAAACAGAACAGGAGGAUCCAAUCCAAGUUACAAGUGGAUUUGGUUUUCUCCAGUUUCAAUAAGACAACCCAUAAUCUCUGCCUCUGUCUCUGUCUCUGCACGAACACGAACACGAACACGAACACAAAACACAAAACCCCAACCCUAACCCUAAAAACGUCGCAGCAGAGAAGAACCAGAAGCUUUAGCGGAAGAGAUGGCGACGGCUAUGGUGAUCAUAAACUGCAUCAUACUCGCCAUUGGAAACUGCGGAGGACCUCUGAUCAUGCGUCUCUACUUCAACAAUGGCGGAAACCGGAUCUGGUUUUCCAGUUUCCUCGAAACCGCCGGGUUUCCCGUCAUCCUCCUCCCCCUCCUCUUCUUCUACCUUCAACGCCGUCGAACAGACACCAAGACCAGUUUCUUCCUGAUGAAGCCACGUCUUCUAAUGGCCUCCAUCAUCGUCGGCGUGCUCUCAGGCUUUGAUAACUACUUAUACGCUUACGGUUUAGCUUUUUUACCCGUUUCGACAGCCGCCCUUAUCAUCGCCUCUCAGUUAGCGUUCAUCGCCGUCUUCUCGUUCUUCAUGGUCAAGCACAAGUUCACUCAUUUCACCAUUAACGCCGUCGUGUUAUUGACCAUUGGAGCUGCUGUCUUGGGAAUGCAUACGGAAGCAGACAAGCCUGUUGAAGAAUCUCACAAGCAAUACGUCAUGGGUUUCAUCAUGGCUGCCGGGGCCGCCAUUAUGUACGCUUUUAUCUUACCGUUGGUGGAGUUGUCUUACAGGAAAGCCCGACAACCGAUCACUUACACGCUUGUCCUCGAGGUUCAGAUGGUUCUUUGCUUCUUCGCUAGUUGUGUCUGUAUCGGGGGAAUGUACUUCGCUGGCGACUUCAAGGCACUACCUGUAGAAGCAGAUAACUUCAAGCUCGGAACGUCAAUGUUCUACCUCGUGGUCAUAUUCUCCGCUAUAAUCUGGCAAGGAUUCUUUCUGGGCGCCAUUGGACUCAUCUUCUCUGCAUCUUCUCUCGUCUCGGGCAUUAUGAUCUCGGUCCUGCUUCCCAUCACAGAGGUCUUAGCAGUCAUUAUCUUUCACGAAAAGUUUCCGCCCGAGAAAGCCGUUUCUCUCGUCCUCUCCCUCUGGGGAUUUGUCUCUUACUUCUACGGUGAGGUGAAAUCCGAGAAGGCAGCUAAGCAAAGCGAGGAGAUAGAGGCGCCUCCUCGGCUUCCAGAACCAUAGUCACCUGACUCAGUUCAACAAAACA